AUUCCUCACAUUGACACAUUCUUGAUUCUUCAAAUACAAUUAAAUAUUACAAAAAUGCCAGCUCCUUUUUUUCAUUUUUGCCUUUGAUCAAUCAAAUUAUUACCAGCUUACUUUAAUCUACUUGUGCCUGUCUGUCUGUCUUCCCCAUUUGUAAUUUUUUAUUGGAUCUUGAGGUUGGAAACUGUGAGAAAUUCUUUUCUUACAGUUUUUUGGUUUGUGGGUACAUUCUUUUGGGUAAUUAUUAUUAGUUUUCUAAUCACUGUUUCUUAUUGGGUCCCUUCCUCCUCAUUCCUCUUCAUCAUUUGCCUUUUCACUUCAAAGAUUUGUCCUUUCAAAAACCUAAUUAAGCACCUCUCUUAGAUUCACUUUCAAUUUUUCCCCUUUUGCUUUACUUUUCACUUUUGUUUUCUUGCUUGAUUCUUGCUAAAGUUUAAAUCUUUGAGCAAUUCUUGCAAAAUCUUUAAAUGGGCACUUAUGUUUUAGUAGGAGAAGUUGUUUGAUUUUGAUUUGGAUCAAUAAAGGACAGAUCUUGAUUAUUUUUUUCUUUUUGGGUGUUCAUGUUCGUGGAUGACAAUUGCUAAAUUUUUGUUCUUUUGACUUCUCAGCUGGAAAAAUUUAGUGGGUGUUUCUGAGAGAUGGAUUUAAAAAAGUGACCGUUUUUGAUUUAGUGAUAAGGUUCUGUAUUUGGAAAUGUAUGAUAUAUAUGGAAAGUUCUUUAUCUUGUUUAGGUUCUUGGAGUUGGUAAAUUUGCAGUUUUAACGGUUUUUGACAGGAAGAGAAAAACAAAAAGGAAGGGAAAAUAAAUAGGAGAUGAUUAAGUUCAAUGUUGGAAUUUGACUUGUAGUGAAUUGAAGCAAAAAAGACUGUGAAUUUGCCUGAAAAUCAGUUUUUAUUAAUUGUGUUUCCAAAUAAUUGCUUUGUGGACUUGUGGUCUCAAUAGUUUGUGUCCAACACAUGAUUAAGACCUUUAUAUUAAGGUGAUGAAGAUAGAGGUUGAGAGGUUGUGAUUAGUUUGGAAAAAGGGUUAUGAAAUUGUGAAAAAUUUAAGUAUUGAAUUACAUUAGUUGAGGAAAUGGCAGCAAAACUUUUACAUUCUUUAGCAGAUGAUAAUCCUGAUUUGCAGAAGCAAAUAGGAUGCAUGACUGGUAUUUUUCAGCUUUUUGAUCGCCACCCUACCCUUACCGCCGGUAGGCGUCUCAGUCAUCGGAGGCUUUCUUCUCCAGGCAAUUCACAUUCAAACAAUGGCAGCUCAGAAAGGGAAACUUUAAAUGCCUAUCGUUGGGCUGCUGCAAAUGAAAUGAACAUAAACAAGAAUUUAAAUGAGAAGCAUAGAUCUUCCAUGGAGUCGGCAAGACCAUCUUUCUCAUCCUCUUGUUCAUCCAUGUCUUCUAUGGAUUGUAAUAAACCAGCUCAACCAGAAGCCUCUUCCUUUGACAGAAUCAUUUUUCCGGAAACACCCUCAAGGGAUGCUGUUAUAUCUCAGCCAAGUACAUCACCACAUUUUGGGCGGCAAUCCCUUGAUCUUCGAGAUGUUGUGAAGGAUUCAAUGUAUAGGGAAGCCCGAGGGCUCUCUGUGAAAACUACUACUAAAGAGGAAGGAAUAGGCCAUCCAAUGAAGCAUAAAGACUCUCCAAGGCCCUUACAGCUCUCCAGAUCUACGGAUGGAUCUUAUGGAAAUGGGACUAAGGGCAAACAAAAUGUAAAUGCUCCUGAUCUCAAUGAGUCCCUUAGAGUUCUUGCUAAACUUCGAGAAGCACCUUGGUAUUACAAUGAAACUAGAGAACGGCCAAGAUCAUCGCAUGAAUCAAAAGAUGGAUAUCCACAUAUGCUUUCUAAAGAUGCUCAUCGGUUUUCUUGUGAUGGAAGGGAGAUGAAUCGUUCAUCUUUUGAAUCAAGAGAUACCAUCAAGUCGACUCUAAAGCUAAAAGAGACGCCCAGACUAUCGCUGGACAGUAGAGACAUUUCAAUGCGAGGGUCCAAUUCCGAAUCAAAAGCAAGUUAUAUUUCUAAAGAUUUAAGAAAUGGUGGAAAUUCAAAUGAAAAGGCGUGCAAUGUACAAUCAUUAGGAACUCAGAAGCGGCCUUCUAAUGUGGUAGCCAAGUUGAUGGGUUUAGAAGCUUUGCCUGAUUCUGGAUCAACCAGUUCUAGUCAGUCAGGCGUAACCAAGACCUUCCCUGUCGAACAUAGUGAUACAUUCUCAGCACCAGCGAAAGCAAUUGAUUUUAACAGGCCAGUCUGGAUUCAAAAAUCUCCAAGAAGCUUACCGAAAGAGCCAAUUUCGCCAAGGUGGAAAAAUCCUGAUCUAAUCAUGAAACCGGUUUCGAGGUUGCCAAUUGAGCCAGCUCCUUGGAAGCAGAUGGACGGAAGUCGAGCUUCAAAAAAACCUGUAAAACUUUCAGCGAAGAUGGAAAACCCCUUUCCUACAGUUUACAGUGAGAUUGAGAAGAGAUUGAAGGAUCUUGAGUUCAAUCAAUCUGGGAAGGAUCUUAGAGCUCUUAAACAAAUUCUUGAAGCAAUGCAGACUAAAGGACUUUUGGAAACUAGAAAAGAAGAACAAGGUUCAAACUUUGGAUCUCAAAGGGAUUAUGAACCAAGCUGUACUAGUCCUGGUCAGAAGCCGAGAUUGUUAAGCCAACGUAACCAGCCGAGCAACCAAGUUAGUGGUUCCUCUGCUAGAGGCUCUGAUUCAUUGAGGACUUAUGAAUCCCCCAUUGUUAUCAUGAAACCAGCCAAAUUACUUGAGAAAUCUGGUAUUCAUGCUUCCUCAGUAAUUCCAAUAGAUAGCCUGUCUAGUCUUCAUAAAAUUCGAAGCAGUGGGCAUGCAGAUGUUAAAAACAGAUUAGAUAAUAACCGAACAGCGAAAGAUCCAUCUCCUAGAAUCAGUUAUAGGGAGACUGCUGCUAACUCCAGUGAUAAGAAAGCCAAUGUGAGGAUUAAAACAACUCAAUCUUUUACACGACCACAACAAUUGCCAAAAGAAAGCACCGCAAGCUCAGUAAAAAGCUCGGGAUCAUCUGUGAGUCCAAGACUGCAACAGAAGAAACUUGAGCUCGAGAGACGAUCUCGUCCACCUACUCCUCCUUCUGAUUCAAACAAGCCUAGAAGACAAUCUAAUAAGAUGUCAAAUGAGUUAAAUUCUCCUGGUGGGAAAAACAGACUAAAAUCUCACAAAUUGCCACCAAGUGAUGACCAACUCAGUCAGAUAAGUAAUGAAUCAAGAACUUCGAGUCAGCAAGGGGACGACGCAUCUUUGCAGUCCGACAGCACUGCUGUUUUUGAUUCAAAGACAGAUAUGGAAAUUGACAGUUCUGAACAGCCUACUGAGCUCAAUAGUGAUCAUAUUCCAUCCAUGAAGGCUGUUAAUCAUAAAAAUUCAAAAUCAGGAGUAGAAGAAGAUAGAUCAUCAACUGAAUUCGUCGUUGAUAUGCCAGAGCAUCCUAGUCCCAUCUCUGUUCUUGAUGCUUCGGUGUAUAGAGAUGACGAAUUGUCUCCAGUGAAGCAGAUACCAAGUAUGCCUCAAGAUGAUGCUAAUGAAGAUUCAAAGGAUCAACAGAGUGAAAGUGAGUGGCACUCCGUGGAAAAGUUCUUACCGAGCAGUGUGGCAUCUGGUCUUACCUCAGAAGUCAGUCGCAAGAAACUGCAGAAUGUUGAGAAUCUGGUAAAGAAACUAAGACGACUUAACUCUACGCAUGAUGAAGCAAGCACAGAUUACAUUGCAUCACUUUGUGAGAAUACAAAUCCAGACCACAGAUACAUUUCUGAGAUCUUGUUAGCUUCAGGCCUCCUACUCCGGGAUCUUGGCUCUGGCAUGACAACAUUUCAGCUCCACGCAUCAGGUCACCCCAUCAACCCCGAGUUAUUCUUCGUAUUGGAGCAAACAAAGGCCAGCACUUUAAUGUCAAAACAAGAGUGCAGCCCUGGAAAGAACUACCGUUUGAAAUCAAACCCGGAAAGGUUUCACCGGAAGCUCAUAUUUGAUGCUGUUAACGAGAUGAUCAUUAAUAAAUUAGCAUUAAUGAGGCAGUCUUCCGAGCCAUGGUUGAAAUCUGGAAAACUGGCGAAAAAGACCCUCAGUGCUCAAAAGCUACUAAAGGAGCUGUGCUCAGAGAUUGAACAGCUUCAAGCCAAGAGAUCUGAAUGCAGCAUAGAUGAUGAGGAGGAUGAUAUAAAAGGCAUUUUGUCGGAUGAUGUGAUGCGUCGGUCCGAGAGCUGGACGGACUUUCAUAAUGAACUAUCUGGUGUAGUAUUAGAUGUUGAAAGAUCAAUCUUUAAAGAUUUAGUUGACGAGAUUGUUAUUGGCGAAGCAGCUAGUUCGCGUGCCAAACCGGGUAGACGUAGGCAGCUGUUUGCUAAGUAGCUUAUCAAUCUGCAAAGUAGCUUGUUCUAAUUCUUGAUUUCACCUUUUUGUCUUUCUUUCAUUCUAUCUUUUGUCUGAUUUAUAUAUAUAUUUAGAAGAAAAUAAAUCUUGGGUAUGAAAUGGAAUGCUCUGUGUAAUGUUGGAUUGAUUGUAAAGAAAUUAAUUUCUCAGAUUGUGACAUUAUACACAUAAGAAUGCUAUAUGCAGAACUUUUUUUUGUCAAA
Messenger RNA from Mercurialis annua (annual mercury), 4581 nucleotides. RefSeq names its product protein LONGIFOLIA 2. Gene Ontology annotation, biological process: regulation of monopolar cell growth. The record is from RefSeq and is a predicted model, not a curated record. NCBI's taxonomy places the organism in Eukaryota, Viridiplantae, Streptophyta, Magnoliopsida, Malpighiales, Euphorbiaceae. The transcript has 5 exons. Bases 1073 to 4357 code for a protein of 1094 amino acids.